AUUUGAUUACUACUUUAUUUGAUCUCACUGAACUAAUGGAUAUUCAUUUUAGCUAAAUUUAAUCGAAUUAAGAAAUGGCCACCACUACUGUAAUGAAAUUAAUGGGACUGUCAAUUAGUGCAGCCAAAAGAGCAGGGGGAAUAAUUAGAGAUAUCAUGAAAUCUGGUCAGUUAGAUAUAGUAGAGAAAGAGGGUAAAGAUGAUCUACAGACUGAAGCAGAUAGAUCAGCACAGAGAUGUAUAAUUGCAUCAGUGUCAAAACAAUUUCCAAAUAUUAAAAUUAUUGGAGAGGAGGGAAAUGCACACACGUCUAAUGUACCAGACGACAUGCUAGUUACCGAAGUUGAUGUUGAAUUUAUUACAAAAAAUAGUUGUCCAGAUUAUCUUAAAGACAUUAAAGAGGAAGAUUUAGUUGUUUGGGUUGAUCCAUUAGAUGGAACUUCGGAAUACACCCAAGGAUUUUUGGAACAUGUUACAGUAUUAAUUGGUAUUGCUUUUCAAAGUUCUGCAGUAGGUGGAGUUAUACACCAACCAUAUUAUCAAAAUGCUAAUGGCGAAAUUGGUCGAACAAUUUGGGGAUUAAAAGGUUUAGGUGUAGAUGGGUUUAAUUCGAAAAAAUUAGAUAGUAGCAAAUUUAUUGUAACAACAACUCGAUCACAUUUUAAUAAUCUUGUUAAAAAUGCUUUGGAUGCAAUAAAUCCAACCGAAGUUAUACGAGUUGGUGGAGCUGGUUUUAAAGUUUUACAGCUUCUAGAAGGCAAAGCGCAUGCAUAUGUCUUCGCAAGCGCUGGAUGCAAAAAGUGGGAUACCUGUGCUCCAGAGGCAAUUUUGGAGGCUCAUGGUGGCGUAUUAACUGAUAUUUCAGGAGAGCAUUACCAGUAUAAUGCUGAUGUUGAAUUCCCGAACAAAAAUGGUGUAUUAGCUACAGCACCUGAUGUUUCACAUCAAUUAUUAGUAGAUCAAAUUCCAAAAGAAGUGAAAGAAAGUAUGAGCAACAAGUAGAUAAAAAAUUGUAAAGUUUUAGGAAAUUGUUACAGCUUGUUUGUUUAAUAUUAAAGUAGGAUAUUAAAUUGAUUUUCUUGACGAAGAGCAACAAUAUGUUGCCAGUUAUAUUAUGAAAAUAAAACAUCGUUUAUCCAAUAAAAUCUAACCGUCUAAUUUUAAUACAUUGCUUAUAUU
This is a messenger RNA of Condylostylus longicornis, 1178 nucleotides long. Its product is annotated as 3'(2'),5'-bisphosphate nucleotidase 1. The coding region runs from base 75 to 1001 and encodes 308 amino acids. The record is from RefSeq and is a predicted model, not a curated record. The transcript is spliced from 2 exons. NCBI's taxonomy places the organism in Eukaryota, Metazoa, Arthropoda, Insecta, Diptera, Dolichopodidae. Gene Ontology annotation, biological process: phosphatidylinositol phosphate biosynthetic process. Gene Ontology annotation, molecular function: 3'(2'),5'-bisphosphate nucleotidase activity.